GUGAAACAAAACAUGGCAACCUCAGCAGAACAAGACUGAUGACAAAGUGUAGCAGUACAGAGUCUUUGAACACGGCGCUCCUUAAGCCGGUGGUCCUCGGUGCGCACCCUUCUGUGUUAUGACGUUUCGUGGUUAUGAAAGUAACCCAAAAGCAAGUACGAAAGGUAUCCCAUAAAUUAAUUUCAAAUGUAAAUUUGGUCACGGAAUACAUGCGGUGCACAGCACAAGAAUGCAGUGGGUGCCUGCUCAGCCACGCUGAGGAUGAACAACAUCGCUUAUGAGGUAACUUUUUGAAUUUGGUUACAUCUCCCAAGCAGCAGCCAAUGAAAAGGAAAGCCAUCACCUCCGAAGUGAAAAUGACCAUUAUAAAGCACUCGCCAAUACUGGCUGUUCUUUUGGUUGCGACCGCUCGACUGUCACGACCAUCAUUAAGAAACGGCAGAGGGGUGAAUGAAUAAACAUAAGCAGUUCUCUUUUUUUAUCACUGUUUCAUUUCAUUCUUGUAUUUAAUCUUUUUAUUACUUGAUUUCAUGUGAUAUAAGAGAGAGAUCAUGUGGACUUGUAAGUUGCAUGCUGAAGAAGUGUGUGUGCACCCCUGAUGUACUGUACAUAUAUAAAUACUCAGAAAUAUAGAAGGUGUGUGUCCCAUUACAUCUGGCAUUUCAGAAAAACAACAUCAUAGCCACAGUAAAACGUAGUGGUGGUAGUGUGAUGGUCUUCAGGACCUGGAAGACUUGCUGUGAUCAAUGGAAGCAUGAAUUGUGCUGAAGGAGAAUGUCGGUGACCUCAAGCUGAAAGCAACUUGGGUUCUGCAGCAGGACAAUGAUCCAAAACACACCAGCAAGUCCACCUCUGAAUGGAUGAAGACUUUGGAGUGGUCUAGUCCAAGUCCUGACCUGAAUCCUAUUGAGAUGCUGUGGCAUGACCUUAACAAGGAAAAGCCUCCAAUGUGGCUGAAUGACAACAGUUGUGCUAAAUUCCUCCCCAGCGCUGGAAGAGACUCAUUGCAAGUUAUCACAAACGCUUGAUUGCAGUUGUUGCUGCUAAGGAGGGCCAACCACUUAUUAGCUUUAGGGGGACAUCACCUUUUCACACAGGGACAUGCAGCUUUGGAUUUAAUUCUAAAAUUUCAUUGAAAAAGUGUAUGAAGUGUUGAGUUGUGUUGUCAUUGACUAAUAUUUACAUUUGUUUGAUCAUCUGAAACAUUGAAGUGUGACAAACAUGCAAAAAAGUAGGAAAUCAGGAAGGGCUUGCAGGCUGAAGUGUGAGCGCCCCUGCAGUAGGUGCAGGGUGUAACAGUUAUAGUAACAGCUAUGCAAGAACGCAGCAUGCACUUCUAGUGGUCAGCUAUUCCUGGGCUAAGCGUUGCCAGUCCCACAGCACACCAGGCAAAGACUAAGCGGCUAUGAGGCACACACAUGGUUUGACCUCCCUAGUUGGAGACCAAAACUGGAUAUAGACGAGUCUUGACUCACCAGCCGCCUGAUGGAAAUGUCGUCUUCAUACGCUGCCGCUAUAUCCGCCCUUGUUAAAGCCAGCUCUCCUCACUCUGCUCCAGACCAGCCUGGUAGUCCCAAAUGUGUCCCAUCACCCAGCCCAGUUCUGCAACACUGUCCUCCUGUACAGGCGCAUCCCUCCCCUCCCGUGGCUGUGGGGUCGUAUGAGGAACAGGAGAACCCUGCGGAAUAUGGGAUAGGAGGUUACUAUCCUGUAGAAGUAGGAGAGAUUUUCGAGGACCGAUAUCAAGUUGUGAGAAAGUUGGGAUGGGGUCACUUUUCAACUGUGUGGCUCUGCUGGGACAUGGUGAAAGGGCGUUUUGUGGCGCUGAAGGUGGUGAAGAGCGCUGCGACAUAUAGCGAGACGGCCCUGGAUGAGAUCAAACUUCUGAAAUGUGUGAGGGACAGUGACCCCAGAGAUCCUAAACGCGAAAGCAUUGUGCACCUCAUCGAUGACUUCAGGAUCUCUGGAGUGAAUGGGGAGCAUGUGUGCAUGGUUCUGGAGGUGCUGGGCCACCAUGUCCUGAAGUGGAUCAUCAAGUCCAACUAUAAUGGUCUUCCACUCCCAUGUGUCAAGAUUAUCAUCAGACAGGUUCUGCAGGGUUUGGAGUAUUUGCACACCAAGUGCAAGAUCAUUCACACGGACAUCAAGCCAGAGAACAUCCUCCUGCGGGUGGACGAAGUUUACGUUCACAAAAUGGCAGCCGACACCAAACUGUGGCAACUGCCAGACUCCACUGUGCUGUCCGCAAACUUCACGACUGUGUCACUGAGUUUUAUUUCCUGUACUGAUGUUUCGCAUUUUACUCCAGUGAACUCCAGCGGCAAACAAAAAAAGAGAUUGUCUAACUUAAUGGGAAGGCUGACGGGGGUUUUCCAAACCAUUGGGAAUUGGUCCAGCAAGGCUUCAAGGUCGCACCUUAAACGACUAAUGAGGAAGGAGAAGAAGCAGCAGCAAGGGCAAGAGAGUGACCAUCAAAAUGAAACACAGUGCGCCUCUGUCCUUUCUGACGUGACAACACCCUCGAGCACACGAAGCGCAGCCUGUCAAUCACUGCUUCCAUGUUCUGACCUCAAGUUAAGGAGGCGGACAUUGCUGCUGUCGGAUGCGCCGGACUCACCUGAGCUCCCUCACAGAAACCUCACCUCUUCAUUGCCAGACAUCACCAAAGAUGCUCCCAGAUCAGGAUUUCUACACCAGACGGCAGAGAAAGUCUCGGCCGCUCAUGGAAGCAGCAACUAUGACGUGGCUCUUGACCUCCUGCUGCCACACAACGCUGACAAGCUGCUCAUUAAGAUCGCUGACCUGGGCAAUGCUUGCUGGGUGCACAAACACUUUACUGAGGACAUCCAAACAUGUCAGUACCGCUCUGUGGAGGUCCUGAUCGGUGCUGACUACGGCACCCCGGCUGACAUCUGGAGCACCGCCUGCAUGGCUUUUGAGCUGGCAACAGGAGACUAUCUUUUCGACCCUCAACCAGGGGCCACAUUCUCCCGUGAAGAAGAUCACAUUGCUCACAUUAUUGAACUCCUGGGAGCCCUCCCGUCGCAGUUUGUCCUCUCAGGAAAAAAAUCCAAAAUAUUCUUCAACCAGAAAGGACAACUGAGGCACAUCUCAAAGCUGAAGCCGUGGAGCUUGUUAGAAAUUCUGUUGGAUAAGUACGAGUGGCCCAAGGAUGAAGCGGCCCAGUUCAGCUCGUUCCUCGUGACCAUGUUGCAGCUUCAGCCGGAAAAAAGGGCCACAGCAGCUCAAUGUCUGAAACACCCUUGGAUCACAUCCUAGAAAGUCUUGUUUACGUGUUCGAUGCCACGCCGGGUUUGGAGGCUAUCUUGGAUUUAGUCUGGCGCUGGCAUCAUAGGCAAAGCUUUCUUCACUUUGAAUUCAGGCACAAUGACCAACUAAAAUAUGUUUUCUUAUUUCAAAAGUGCCUUGUAGUUUGACUGCAAUUCUUCCAAAUACCAAUAAACUGUCACAAUAGCAGCUGUGAAGUUCUUCAAUGUACAAAAGCACAGACAAAUACUCAAUGAUUUUAUAUGGCGCCCCCCUCCAUCAGCCGGUGGGUUAAGUCACUGUUGGCGUACUACACUGCUGAUGGGGAUGUCCUACAACGUCAUGUCAAAAAAUCCCAACUGUCCCUUCAAUAGUAAGAGAUUUAAUUUGUUUUAAUUAGGGCUGUCAAAUGAUUAAAAAUCUGAUUAAUCACGGUUUUCAAAUAAUUAAUCAUGAUUAAUCACCAUGUCACACUAUGUUACCUUAUAUUAACUGUCACACUAUCAUAUCACCUUAUGAUUUUCCUGUGCAUUUUAAACUAGCAAAGAGUACAUUUGGAAUACAGGAAGUGAACAAAUGUAUUGCAAUUGGUGUGAAAUGGAUGGGGAGUAGGAUUAAAUAAGUUUUGCUUCUUCCUACUGCUUUUUA
Messenger RNA from Dunckerocampus dactyliophorus (ringed pipefish), 3915 nucleotides. RefSeq names its product SRSF protein kinase 2-like. Gene Ontology annotation, molecular function: ATP binding; protein kinase activity. Gene Ontology annotation, biological process: spliceosomal complex assembly; protein phosphorylation; regulation of mRNA processing. The coding region runs from base 1486 to 3279 and encodes 597 amino acids. The transcript has 16 exons. The record is from RefSeq and is a predicted model, not a curated record. Lineage: Eukaryota; Metazoa; Chordata; Actinopteri; Syngnathiformes; Syngnathidae.